Xiphophorus couchianus (Monterrey platyfish) is the source of this 2962-nucleotide messenger RNA. RefSeq names its product nuclear factor 7, brain-like. The coding region runs from base 95 to 1522 and encodes 475 amino acids. Lineage: Eukaryota; Metazoa; Chordata; Actinopteri; Cyprinodontiformes; Poeciliidae. The transcript has a single exon. Gene Ontology annotation, molecular function: zinc ion binding; protein binding. The record is from RefSeq and is a predicted model, not a curated record.
UCUGCUGAAAAAUCGACAAAUAUUUGGAAGACUUUUUAAAAAGAAGCUGCUGAAACUUUUGGUGAGUUGUGCUGUUGUAAUAAUUCAAUACCAAAUGGCAGAACAAGUUAUUUUUGAAAGUUUCCUGAGUUGCCAUGUGUGUUCAGAGACUUUCAGAGAUCCUGUGUCUCUGAGCUGCAACCACAGCUUCUGUUCAAGUUGCCUGAAGAAAUUCUGGGAACAAACUGGAAACAAGAACUGUCCCAUCUGUAAACAAUUGUCAAAGGAGGAUAUGUCCAUUGAUUUCUCCCUCAAAGAACUCACUGAUUCGUUUGCGGAGAAACAGAAGGAAGCUUCAACUGAGAUGGAUAAAAAGAAGAAGAAAGAGAAGGAGGUGGUGUGUGAGAAACACUCCGAGGUUCCUUACUGGUUCUGUAAAGACGAGCAGAGAGCUGUGUGUCCUGUCUGUGAGUUUUCUCUCCACCAGAGUCACAAAGUGGUUCCUAUAGAACAAGCAGUCAGUGAGCUGAAGGAGCAGCUGAAAUCUGACUUAAAGUCUCUGCAGGACAAGAGGAACAAACACAAACAAGUGGAGAAAACAUACAAUGAUGUGAUUCAACACUCCAAGAAGCAGGUGUUGUCCACAGAGAGACAGAUCAGAGCAGAGUUCAACAAGCUCCACCAGUUCCUGAGAGAGGAAGAGGAGUCCAGACUGGCAGCUCUGAGGGAGGAAGAGGAGCAGAAGAGGAAGACUAUCAUGAGAGAGAUGAAGAGGUUUGAGGAUCAGAUCUCCUCUCUGUCAGACAGCAUCUCUGCUGUUGAAGAAGAGCUGCAGAAAGACAACGUGUCGUUCCUCAGCAGUUAUGAAGCCACCCAGAGCAGAGUCAGAGGUCAGAGAUCACUGCCAGAUCCACAGCUGGUCUCAGGAGCUCUGAUCGAUGUAGCCAAACACCUGGGCAACCUGUCCUUCAGAGUCUGGGAGAAGAUGAAGGACGAGGUCCACUUCAGUCCCGUCGUUCUGGACCCAAACACUGCUAAUGGAUGGAUCCAUCUGUCUGAUGAUCUGACCGGUGUGAGACGUGGAGACACAGAGCAGCAGCUUCCUGAUAAUCCAGAGAGAAACACCAGGCACUGCAAUGUUUUUGGUUCUGAGGGCUUCAAGUCAGGGAAACACAGCUGGGAUGUGGAGGUGACAGAUUAUCCUCACUGGACUGUUGGAUUGGUUAAAGAGUCUGUUGACAGGAAGGGAGAGUUCAAGGAUGCUGUUACAUAUGGAAUCUGGUGUUUAUCUUAUUUUGAAGGAAAAUACAGUAAUGGUGGUAAGAUUCUCAGAGUGAAUAAGAGUCUCCAAAGGAUCAGAAUCCAUCUGGACUAUGACAAGGGGGACGUUUCCUUUUACGACUCUGAAGACUCGACUCUCAUCUACACUCACAGAGACACUUUCACUGAGAAACUCUUCCCGUACUUUAAUGUUGGAAAAGCUGCUGAUACCAAAAUGUGUGACGUCAAAAUUUGUCAGAUUAGAAUUUUGGUUGAAGUCUAAACUUGUAUUUUUCAGUUCUCUGAAGUACUUUGCCUUUUCAUGUUAUUAUUUGCAGUCAGACCAACUUUCUAUUUUAAAUCCUUGAUAAACAAGCUGGAACCCCAAACUGCAUCUGUCUGACAAUCCGACCAGAGUGAGAUGUGAAGACUAUUACCUGCAGCUUCCUGAAAAUCCAGAGAGAAACACUAACUACCCGACUGUUUUUGGUUCUGAAGGCUUCAGCUCAGGAAAACACAUCUAGGAUGUGGAGGUGGGAUAUUAUCCUGAGUGGAUCAUCAGUUUGGUUAAGGAGUCUGUUGACAGGAAGGACUACUAUGGUUCUUCACCCAAAUAUAGUGUGUGGAGUCUGUAGCCUGGCAGUGGGAAGUACGCCAACAGCGAAGGUGAGGUUGUCUCACAUAAGAAAGAUUUUUAGAAGAUCAGCGUCCUUCUACGACCCUGAAGACAUGACUCUGAUCUGCUCCUAUAGAUCACCUUCACUGAGAAACUCUUACCCUACUUCAGCAUCGCACAUUUUGGAAAUUCUGAACCCACUAACGUUAAAAUCAGCAAAUUAAACGCCGCUUCAGUAAAAUAAAUGUUGUAGAAGGGAAAAUGCAGAAAACAGCAAAAAGAACAAGGAAAAACAGGCAAAUAAUUGGAUUUAUAUGAUUUAUCUGAUGCACCCUGAUUCACUUUAGUUAUGCUAAAUGUUGGAUUUUAUGUGUGGAGUUUGUCAUAGAAUUAGUGUUUGGUUUUUCAUCUUAUGGUAAAUUUUCUCUUGUCUAUGCUCAAUUUAAUCAUACUGUUUCACGCUUUCACUGAAUUCAGUCCCAGAGGUGCCAAAUGUAAAGAAAAAUAAAUGUAGUUUAUAAACUUUUAGUUGACUUGUCAAAUCUAAUUUUAAUAAACACCUUGUCCAUUUUUUUCUAUUAUUAUUUUACAUAAAUCAGUGUUUAGACAUCUACUUCAGGUUUUUAAAGAUAACACGGAAUAGCUCAAACAGUUGCUCUUUCUAAAUCCCAGCAUGUGAUUGGUUAAACUGGACAGGAAGUCCAGUGAAGACAAAAUUAUUUUGACUUGAUCACUUUAAGCAACAGCAGCUGAUCUUAAAAUGAAAUGAAACCUAUUAUUAAUAUAAUGAAUGCAUUUAUUGAUAUAUUUAUGUAAUUAUACAUUUAAUACCCUAUGUAAGAAUUUAUUAUAACUUUAAAACAAAUAUUGACACAAAGCAAUGAUUUAAACACAACUUUUUAUUUAAUUGUGGCACUUUUGUACCUCCGUACUUUGGUUUUAAAUUUCUUCAUUACUUGUAAAUUAUUUUUAUAGUGUAUAUUUAAGCUAGUAAUCAGGUUGUAAUGUGAUUGUGAUCCAUUAAAAAUUUAUGGAGGCACUAAAGCAUUUACUGUUAGUUCAAAUACAAUGUUAAAUUCUGUGAAAAUUAUUUAUUUAAAAAAAAAA